CUGUGAUGAAAGUCCUGAAUAACGAGAAAGGGUUAAAAAUUAAGAAAGAAUUGUUUAAUAACACUCCUAAUCUUACCUUAAGAGGAUGUACAUUUGAUGUAAACCACUUACAUCAGUUUAUUACUGCUGGAGGAAUGCCUUCUCAAUUGGGAAACUACCCUAAAGUUGCCAAAACUCCAGCUCCUGAGCUACGGAGCGUCAGAUCUCAACCAGAUACAUCAAUGCUUUUUACCAGAAGCAAGUUCAGCAGAGAGCUUUCUCAGCAGAGAAAUAGAAGCAGCAAAAAUCUUGGAGUUGAUUUUAUGACCAACAUCAGACCAAGUUCAACAUUUCUUUCUGUGCCAAGAUACACCACCUCAUAUCUCACCGGGGAGAGUGCUAAUUACUAUACCAGCAUAAAGAAGCCAAUGGUAGACCCAGACAGGGUUGAAAGUGAAAUAGCUCAUUUUGAUUCUGAAAAGACUCAGAGAAACAUAGCUGUAACUGAGAAAAGCAAAAUACAAAAAGCUUUAGGAGAUAUGUAUAAUAACACCAUUCCGUUUACUCAGAACCAGAAGAAUUUUUUAAUGACCCCCAAAGAUAGAAGAAAUGAGGUAAAAGAAAUGAAGGAGAAACUUUCCCAGUAUAUCGACCUCAAACAACAAGCCAUGUUUGUGAAUAAGAGAAAUAGACAGUUAAAGUAUGGAUAUCGGGACAACAUUCGUGAUCAAAUCAUCAGACCCAAGACUACCAACAACUUUUUCUCCAAUAGGAAAAUACAGGAGGAUAGAAAAGGAGUUUCUACUUCUAAAUAAUUCAAGACGUAGAAUGAGACUACAAAUGGCCAAGAAUGGGACGAACAGCCAGAUCGAGUUCUUUUGUCAACAGAAAUUUCCUAAAAAUAAAACUGGAAAGGAUAAAGUAGCAGAUAUAGCAAUCGGAUGGAACAAGAAGAAGGAGAUUAAAGGAAAACAGCCCCAGAAUACUUUCAAAAAUCUCUUUCAUGUUUAAUGACGGUAUUUC
This is a messenger RNA of Moneuplotes crassus, 1002 nucleotides long. The record is from the annotation of a GenBank genome assembly. NCBI's taxonomy places the organism in Eukaryota, Ciliophora, Spirotrichea, Euplotida, Euplotidae.